CCUCCAACUCCACGUCCAGACGGUCCUUCGCCGCGACAGCGACACGGUCACCUGAGGUUGUCUCUCCUGGCCCCGAGGCCUGCCUUCUCGAUCCGCCCGCCCUUAAUCGUCGAUAUUCUUCCCCACUCGCCUCCUCGACCUGCUCAGCCAUUGACGUUGCCGCCGCGUGAUCCGUGCACCGCCUCUUAUCGCUGUCGCCGUCCACGUCCCACUGCUCACCACCCAGCUUACUACCAACUUGCCUAUAUACCCGCAGCCAGUUCCGCCUCGCCACGGCAUGCGAUAAGGCCUUUCUUACUUGCGUGCCCUUCCUCCGACCAUGGCCUCGCCCAGAAGCGCGCUUAACGCGGCGCCGCGGGCGUCGUCCCCGGCACCAGGCCAGCCGCAGUACUUCUCCUCGUCGCUGCCCCGAGACGAGCUGACGGCCCGCCUCGCCGAACCGAUCCCGUCCUCGUCGCCAGCCCGAACUGGCUCGCCUUUACCAGGCCUGCGGUCACCGGAGAACAACGACUCGCCCUUCACGGGCGGCUCCUACUCUCAAGGACCGGGCGUCUCUGCCUUGGCUGCCGCCCUGUCCAACUCGCUCGGCCAGUCGCCGCCUCGUCAUGGCACGCCUGCGGCCCGCAUAAGCACACCGCCGAGGACUCAAUCCCCAGCGCCCGGUGCACGCCCCGACACACCCACCAACUACGGCUCCUUUGACUCGAGGAAACCGUACGAGGACCCCGAGAUCGUCAAGCGCCAUCUGGUUCAGCCAAGGGAUGCGGAGAACCCGCCCUCAGAGGACUCGUCCACAGCGGGGACCGCUAGGGGAAAGCAGCCCGUCGAUCCUAACGCUGGCCUCAACGAUGAGGAAUUUUCGAGCUUACGGUUGCAGGGAGGAGACGUCACGCGAGGCAUCUACAAGUGGACGGAGCAAGCCGAGGCCAAGAACCGUCUCCAGCGCAGCAAGAGCUUUGAGCAAGCGCGGCCCGAGCCCGAGACCGAGGUCCUGGACAUCAACAGCAUCAAGGUGCCUGGAGGCUUCCGGAGAGACCACCUCCGACGCAACGCCCUGAGCCCCAGCGGCCUCGGCGACCGCGUCGACCACGCCCACGACUCGCCGCCGCAUGCGGAGCCGCGGUUGUUCACGUCGAGCUUCCUCGAGUUCCUGAGCAUCUACGGCCACUUUGCCGGCGAAGAACUCGAGGAGGACGACGAGGCUCUUGGUCCCAAUGAGGAAUUCUGGUCGGGCGAGGAUUAUGAAGGAGGCAGCGAUGACGGCCGGGAACCCAUGGAAGACAGCGCCCUGCUCGGCCCGUCCAAAAAGCGGCGCAAGCGCAAGGUGCGAGGCGGCAGCGGUCAGAACAGCCCCAUGAACGCAGCGCUGCUGUUGCUCAAGUCGUUUGUUGGCACCGGCGUGCUGUUCCUGCCCCGGGCGUACCUCAACGGAGGCAUGCUCUUUAGCAACCUCGUGCUGUUUGGCGUCGCCGCCCUCAGCUACUACGCCUUCGUGCUGCUCGUGACGACGCGGCUCAAGGUGGAGGGGUCGUUUGGCGACAUGGGAGGCAUCCUCUAUGGCAAGUGGCUGCGGAACCUCAUCCUGAGCUCGAUUGUCAUCAGCCAGAUUGGAUUCGUGGCCGCCUAUACCGUCUUCACCGCCGAAAACCUGCAGGCUUUCAUCCACGCCGUCUCCGACUGCAAGAGCUCCAUCAGCAUUCCGGUCCUCAUCCUGAUGCAGAUGGUCAUCUUCCUCCCCUUUUCACUGCUGCGCGACAUUGGCAAGCUGGGGUUCACGGCGCUCAUCGCGGACGCCUUCAUCUUGAUCGGGUUGGCAUACCUGUUCUACUACGACGUGCUCACGCUCAGCACCGAGGGCCUCGCAGACAUCAUCAUGUUCAACCAAAAGGACUGGACUCUGUUUAUCGGCACCGCCAUCUUUACGUUUGAGGGCAUCGGGCUCAUCAUCCCGAUCCAGGAGUCGAUGAAGCACCCGAGCAAGUUCCCGCGCGUGCUGCUCCUCGUCAUGGUGAUCAUCACGGUCAUCUUCAUCACCAUGGGAGCGAUCUCGUACGCGGCGUACGGGUCCAAGACGGAGACGGUGGUACUGCUGAACCUGCCGCAGGACAACAGGCUGGUCAACGGGGUGCAGCUCCUGUACUCGAUGGCCAUCCUGCUGUCGACGCCGCUCCAGAUCUUCCCGGCCAUUCGCAUCGUCGAGACGGAGCUGUUUACGCGGAGCGGUAAGUACAACCCGUACAUUAAGUGGCAGAAGAACGUGUUCCGCUUUUUCAUGGUGAUGCUGUGCGCGGCGAUUGCGUGGGGCGGCGCAGACCACCUCGACAAGUUUGUGGCGCUCGUGGGCAACUUUGCUUGCAUCCCGCUGGUUUACAUCUAUCCGGUGAGUGCCCUUAAGUCUACCAAUGCUGUCACGGGUAAGGAUACUAAUGAUGGACACAAGCCCCUGCUGCAUUACCGUGCCGUGGCGCGGACGAGGGGGUGGAAGAUUGCGGACAUUGUCUUGUGCAUCUUUGGCUUUGUGGCCAUGGCGUAUGCGACGAGUCUGACGGUGGUGAGCUGGGCGAACGCGGAGCCCAAGCCGCCGGGCUACUGCGAAAGACGAGGCGGGCACAACUAAAGAUGGACGAUGCAGUGUGGUUGCGGGGAGGCGUUUCUAAGCGCGUUUGGGUACUUUUCUGUCGGGAUUUGGUUUGCCGCGAAGACUGUCUUGCUUUUCCUCCGAGAGGACCAUAUCAUAUCUGCAGCGCCAGCGGCCCGGGGCCUGCCUGUCCUGACACGGGAGGCGGCCGAGGUGCGCGUCGCGCUGGCACAUAGAGGCAACGGGAAGUGGCUCAGGGCCAGGUUGUCAGAACGUGAGGGUUGGAUAAGUUUGGUACCCUACGUAUCUACCUUUUGGAAACUACCUACGUAGUACCUAUUUUUCAUGGCUGUG
Molecule: messenger RNA, 2932 nt
Organism: Purpureocillium takamizusanense
Lineage: Eukaryota; Fungi; Ascomycota; Sordariomycetes; Hypocreales; Ophiocordycipitaceae
Exons: 1
Coding region: 320-2617 (765 amino acids)
Biological process (GO): amino acid transmembrane transport
Molecular function (GO): amino acid transmembrane transporter activity
Source: RefSeq, a predicted model, not a curated record